Momordica charantia (bitter melon) is the source of this 1000-nucleotide messenger RNA. RefSeq names its product electron transfer flavoprotein beta (gene ETFBETA). Lineage: Eukaryota; Viridiplantae; Streptophyta; Magnoliopsida; Cucurbitales; Cucurbitaceae. The record is from RefSeq and is a predicted model, not a curated record. Gene Ontology annotation, biological process: fatty acid beta-oxidation using acyl-CoA dehydrogenase; amino acid catabolic process. Gene Ontology annotation, cellular component: mitochondrion. Gene Ontology annotation, molecular function: electron transfer activity.
GAUUUGUUUGGUUUACAAAACGAGAAAUUGCAAGAAAAAGGAGACUUGAACGGCUUGUUCUCUCUUCUUUCCGUGAUAGACUGAAACUGCCCACCAAAAGGCAAAUACCAAUCUCUGCGAAGAUCAAGAUGAAGAUCAUGGUCGCCAUUAAGCGAGUCGUCGAUUACGCUGUCAAAAUCCGAGUUAAACCAGACAGAAUUAGACGGGCGUCGAGACCCAGAAUGUGAAAAUGUCGAUGAACCCCUUUUGCGAGAUUGCGCUUGAGGAAGCCCUACGUAUCAAGGAAUCUGGCUUGGCCUCUGAGGUUGUGGCGGUGAGCAUGGGUCCGACUCAGUGCGUGGACACGCUCAGGACGGGCCUCGCGAUGGGUGCUGACAGGGGCAUUCAUGUGGAAGCCGUCGGACCCCUUUACCCUCUAUCUGUUGCUAAGAUUUUGAAGGCUCUUGUCGAGGUUGAGAAGCCUGGCCUUCUUUUACUAGGCAAACAGGCUAUUGAUGAUGAUUGUAAUCAAACGGGGCAGAUGGUUGCAGGACUUCUGAACUGGCCUCAAGGAACUUUUGCUUCGAAGGUUGUGAUAGAUAUGGAGAAGCAGGCAAUUACGGUGGAUAGAGAAGUGGACGAUGGCCUCGAGACUCUGUGUUUGGACUUACCAGCUGUAAUCACAACUGACUUGAGGCUGAACCAACCGAGGUAUGCCACGCUCCCAAACAUAAUGAAAGCAAAAUCGAAAGCCAUAAAGAAGUUCACUCCACAGGAGUUAAACGUCGAUGUGAAGCCGGAUUUAGAGGUCGUCGAAGUUACAGAACCGCCAAAAAGAAAAGCGGGUAUCAUUUUGUCUUCUGUUGAUGAGCUGAUUGACAAACUCAAAAACGAAGCUCACGUCAUUUGAUUAUUUGAUCCGUCUCUUUAUAAUGCAAAUGAACAGUAUAAACUAUACUUUGGGCUCAAUAACAGAAUCUCUGUUCUCCUCAUCCAUAGUUAAAGAGUGCCCUUUGUCGUC